Tilletiaria anomala UBC 951 is the source of this 1775-nucleotide messenger RNA. RefSeq lists its product as uncharacterized. Gene Ontology annotation, biological process: regulation of DNA-templated transcription. Lineage: Eukaryota; Fungi; Basidiomycota; Exobasidiomycetes; Georgefischeriales; Tilletiariaceae. Bases 264 to 1667 code for a protein of 467 amino acids. The record is from RefSeq and is a predicted model, not a curated record. Gene Ontology annotation, molecular function: DNA-binding transcription factor activity, RNA polymerase II-specific; zinc ion binding. The transcript has 2 exons.
AGCAGGCCUCAGCUUGGUGUGACAUGUACCAGGCACGGCAUGGCCGCCGCUUAUCAUUAACCAGCUCCUGGCGUUCUUCUUUAUAAGUCUCUGAUCCCUCUUCAUUUCUUCGUGAUACCCAACCCCCCAUAUCGUCGCAGACAUCCUCCGCUGUGGUUCCUCAACUGCCAAUAGCACGGGCAGCGCAAGAAGUGCAAGCCGAGCAGGACCCCCAACUCUCCAAAAGUCGCGGGAUCAAAAGUAUUGCAAACGCGAAUAGCAAUAUGGUCAAGCAUCAUCGAUUGCCAAUCGGGCGACCAGGUUUUGGAGAGAGUCAGACUUCCAAAACGGCAGCCGAGAUUGCCGCCGAGCUACAUUUGUCGAUGCGGGCGCUGCAGUCGAGGUACAAAGGCAAGCGAACGUUGAACAAAGCAUCCUCAUCCUCCAGUCGAGCGAAGUCCCGCCUUCCCUCGGUGUCGUCUGCACCAUCUACCAAGGAGCUCCCAGCGUCGGCAGCUUGCGAUCGAUGCAGACGGCUCAAGACCAAGUGCGAGCGAAGAUUCGAACCCGACAAGCCUUGCGGGCGAUGUGUCAAGGCUGGGGCUGAGUGCACCAACGAAGAUACCCUCUUACUUCCCGGUCCCCCGAAACGUGAACAGAAGAGCAUAUUCAGCGAUUGGGGUGUGCCAUACAAGACUUUUCGCGAAGCACUCAAAGAGCAACGUCGUCAAAGUCAAAGUGCCUAUAGCGCUCGGCGACCUGGCAGGCCAAUGCAUCCUCGACAUUCUUUCAGCGGGACAGCGCCCGCAACGACUACUUCGUCAUCAUCCUCUUCGGUCAUCACGCACAAGGUCGCGUCUAAUGGCGACUCAGACGGUUCAAAUUCAGCAACCAGCACAUCCGCCAUCGAUAACCCACACUGGAGCGCCCACAGCUUCGACUUAACUACCAUCCCGUCAGGGUUCGGCCCCAUUCUGCAGCCGAGCAUUCCUUUCGUUCAUGCGCAAGAAGCGCACCACUCAACAUAUCAGCCAACACUCGGUGACGCGUCACCCUUGUUCGCUUCUCUCACACCAAGCAACGGUGACCAAUCGAGGACCCCGGAUCUGAUACACCACAGGUCAGCGAGUGAGACGUACUUACCUCAACUUCAGGCUAGCCGCGAGUGUUCCCUCGGGUGGAAUGCUGCUGCGGCGGGCUAUCAGGCGGUGCAGGCGCCUCACUUGAAAAGCCUUGUGGAUUCGCCACCAUCCCGCGAGUCCCACAGCGAGUAUGCAGCCUUCCGGCAUUAUGGAACUCAGCCGCCCCAGCACGAGUCUCAAGUGCCUCACCGUGGCGGUCCGAGACAUGGUUCCGUCCCCACUUUGAGCUACAGUCCGGCGUCGAUGGCAGAAGAGCUGCGCUACGCUCUUUCCGCAUCGCCCAGGGAUCUGUCUAAUACUUUCCCAACUACGGCCGUCGGAUCAUCCAAGGCCUCACGUAACUUCAAUAGCUCUGCCAACUCCCCCUCCGCGGCGUCCCACCACGCAAUCAUGCUCGUUGAUGAGCAGCUCGAAUCACUUUUUGUGAAACCCAACUGCCACGAGCUGCCCAGUCAAGUCGGGGUCGGUGCUUCGCUUCGUUUUGCGAAUAAGCUUGACGAGUCAUUCAGUUUAUUAUUUGAUGAGUCUGGCAGGACUGGAGUGUGAUUGGCCCGGCUGGCAGGAUAAUCUCGCUUCCUUGGGACCGGCUCGAAGAUACGUCUCGGCCAAUUUCACUCUGGCCCGAGCUUGCGUUGCACGAAUCUGACUUUGACG